AGUCUCAGAGGUUGAACCAAGUGCAUAGCCCCACUUCAUUAGUUCCUUGGAGUGCCCAACUUCAGUACGUAGGUAGCUGAGACAUCACCACCUGUGCCAUGGCUCAGCCCCUGGUGCUAAGGACGCAGAAGCUGGAAUAUGCAUUUUUUCGCUGUCAGGUAUUUUCUUCAGCUUCUCGUUCCACAUCUGUAGUCGUGUUUCCUGGGGUGUGGCGUCCAGAGGUUGGGCGCUGGUGAGGAAGCUCCUGCGUGACUUCAGACGUUUGUGUGCGGUGGGAUGGUCGUACAGCGGGCGUCUCACUUCUUCAGUUUAUCUCAACCGGUCCGUCUUGCUGGCCACUGCUCUUCUGAUGGCAGGUGGAGCGAUGCCUGACAGGAUAAAUAUAUAGCACAUUGCCUGGCCGUCCUGUUUAUCCAGGGGCAUGCACUGAAAGUGAGACUGUCAAAAUUCAUUUGGCUAAAAUGUAACUUAAGUUUAUUUUGUUUCCAAACUCCUUUCUUUUUGACACAAAUGACCUGCUAUUUUUUUUUAAAAAAGGAAACAAAAGAAAUGCCAAUAGCUUGGAGCCCAAGAGCCACCGUCCAGCGUGGGAACCCAGCCCGGCCCUUCCCUACCAGGGCCUGCACACGAUUCAGUUUCCACUAGAAAUCUGCGAGGGCAUCGGGCUCUUGUGGUCCUUCGGAGGUCUUUUCACUGCUAUUAACUUUCCUGUAGUCAGGAAAGACAGGACACUUUCCCAGGAGUGCCUUAGAGGAGGCUUGGCCCCUAAGGGGAGACCUGCAGCAUUUGCGGGGUCAGGCCCGGCACGUGCUAGGAAGGGAGAAGCCGCAGCUGCGCUCAGGGCUUCAGUCUCCCUUGCAAACAGUGGGGCUGGGGAGGUGUUUAUUUUCCAGGAUCCGCCCAAAACCACAGCAGGAGCGAGGGCAGCCGAGAAGCCUUCGCCCUGCCCCGCUCGCUGCCUCCAGCAGCUCCGGCCUCAAGCAAGGGCAGCGCGCGGGGCGCCGCGGCAGCGGGAGCGGGGCUGGAGCGCGGGGAGCGCCCGCCGGAGCCGGAGCCGGAGCCGGAGCCGGUCCAGCCCCGCGCUGCAGGCGCUGUCCACCAUGACCAGCCUGGAAGAGGGUGCCUGGGCCCCCAUUCACCACGCCGCGGUGCGCAACCACGCGGCCACCAUGGCCCGGCUUCUGGACACCGCGGGGCCCGAGGAGCUGGAAGCGCCGACUAGGGAUGGGCUGAGAAACACCCCGCUCCUGCUGGCUGCCGCUAGCGCCAGCUACCAAGUGGCGGAGCUGCUGGUGGGACGAGGGGCGGACGUGGCGGCCCUGAAUGCCCAGCAGCACGGCGUGGCAGAGCUGUGCGCCUUGCACGGGCACUGGGCUCUGCUCAGGUAUUUCCUGGCGCUCGGGGACCCCCGGGUCAAUGUGUGCGCCAGGCUGAUCUCUCUGCUCCAGUCGGACGUGGACAGGGAAGCGCUGAGUGCAGGCCUGGCCCUGGCACACCUCAUGGACGAGGCAUCUGGGGCAGCGCCAUGUCCAGCUCCCCGCUUGCUGGAGCAGGGGCUGGUUCCUGCGGUGCUUGGCAUGCUUGGGAAAGACGCCAGCCACACUGUGAAGGAACAGGCCUUGCACCUGCUAAACAGCCUCCUGAGAGCUCGAGGUGGGAAGGAAGAGGUGGCCAAGCACGGAGGCAUCCAGGUUCUCGUCUCCCUACUCAGCGAGGGGGCGGAAGGGCUUCUGGGUGGGGUGGUGGGUGCCAUUUGUGAAAUAGCUUGUGAAAAGAGCUUUGCUGAGGAACUUCACUCAGCCGGCGCCAUCCCAGCAUUUCAGAGGGUGCUCAGUGCAGCUCGGAGAGGCAGCAGUAGCUGCCUGGGCACGGGGAGUGGAGAGCCCCUUGCUGCAGGUAGUCUGAGGAGCCUGGACUUGAUGGCUGAAGCCUGCAAAAGCUGUAAAGAUGAUAUGGGAAAGCAGCACGGCUUCCUGUCAGGACUGGUGCAACUGGCUGAGGAAUGCCGCUCCCCAAGCCUGAUGAUUGUAUGGAGCGAAGUUGUGGAAAGUGUGACGGCAAACCAUCCAAACAACCAGGCUGCUUUCCUCGCAGUAGAUGGAGCCGUUCCUUUGAUACACAUGAUGAAGUCAAAGGCCAGAGAUGUCCAGCUGCAGGCAAUAAAAGCUCUUCACAGGCUAGUUGAAGGAAACCCUGAUGCCCAAAAGAAGGUUUUGGAAUUAGGUGGCACGUUACCUCUUAUUCAACUACUGCAAAAAAGUCAGAGUCCGCAUGUACAAGAAGUUGUGGCCGAUGCUUUAUGGGCCUUAGCUGGAGCUGAAACAGAAUGUCAGAGGACAGUGGCUGAAGGCAUGGGAGUAAACAUGCUGGUUGGUUUUUUGCGCUCUGUAUCACAGAAGCUCCACCAAAUUGGAAUAGAAGGACUCGGAGUACUUUUGCAAGGUCCUAGAGACAUGAGAAAUGCCGUUUUCUCAGCAAAUGGAGUGGACCAUCUCGUAAGGAUGCUGUGUUCCGAGAGAGAAAAUAUUGUGCUCAGCACAAUCCGUGUUCUUCGCCACGUGUGUCUUGGUAUUGGCUACAUUCCACACUACAAGAACCAAAUAGCCAUUGCUAAUUCCAGGGGUCUCAAGUUUUUGCUAGCAUUGAUGAUACAUUCUCCGUAUGAAGCAAUCCAGGCAGAGGCAGCCUACACCCUGAGUGCUGUGGUCCUAGGCAACAGUGAAAACUUGGAGAUACUUUCCCAUAGUUCAGCCUUCCAGUACAGGUAUAUCCUUCCCCUGCUAUAUUCAUCUGAGGAAGAGAUUCGCCUUCUGACAGCUGGGGCCUUAGCAACAUUUGCUUUCAAUAACGUCAGUGAGCAGCGAGCAAUCAUUCAAGCAGGGGGAGUUAGAUGGCAUCACUUUCAACCAUUCCUGCAGUCCAGCAAAGAGAUUCACAGAAUACAGGCUGCUUUCCAGUCCAUUGUUCUGUCUCGAAUCAUUCCAGAUAAUGAGCCAGCUAAUAUCACUGCCAUAGGGAUCAGAACCAUUGUGGAUACACUGGAACGUUCCCAAGCACACCACACACUGGCUUUGGCUGCUGAUUGUGUGGCCCGUUUAGCACACACCCGCGCAGGAAUCGCUGCUGCUCUGGUUUCCAUAGAUGCAGUUGGCGUAUUAUUCCAACUCCUCUCCAGCUCAGUAGACCUGGUCCAGAGUUGUGCUGCUGUUGCACUUGGGUAUUUGAGCUUCAAUCACGUAGCAGAGAGACAGCUACUGAAAAGGUGCAGGAAGAAACCUCAUCUUGUUGGGAACCUGCUUCUCUAUACCAGAAAACACAAGAUAUCCCCAACGUUUUUGGCAAGAUGGAAGCACUCCCAAGAACUGAGGCUGCCCCCUAUUCGGAACAAACCUGCCCUUGUAUCAUCCAUGCAUAUGAAGUUUUCAGUAGUCCACCCCCUUCCUGGUAAGUGUCAAUGGUUAAGUGUCAUGUUCUUAUCUUCUAUUCCUCAGGAUGUCAUCACUUUUUGA
Molecule: messenger RNA, 3509 nt
Organism: Alligator mississippiensis (American alligator)
Lineage: Eukaryota; Metazoa; Chordata; Crocodylia; Alligatoridae
Gene: ANKAR
Product: ankyrin and armadillo repeat containing
Exons: 10
Coding region: 1101-3509 (802 amino acids)
Molecular function (GO): protein binding
Source: RefSeq, a predicted model, not a curated record